ACAGUGCAGGCAGUCUGAUAACUCACUGGCAGCAACUAGCUGUCCUUUAUAAAAGUUGCUGAAGCCUUGCAUACUUCCUCACUGGGCUCGCUUCUGCGAAAAGAUGAAGCUCGUUUACAUGAUUUUGCUCCUGGCAGCUCUGCUGCUUUGUCCAAACGGAUCGGCUUUGACAGAGGACAGCACAGAAAGCCUGGGAGAAGAAAAACCGAUAGAGGCAUGUCCUGUAAAGCUGAAAAGCAGUGGGAAAUGUGAUGGAGAGGAAUGCCCCUAUCAGAUCCAGUUGCCUCCAAUGACCCUCCAGCUACCCAAACAGUUUCGACUGAUCGAAAAAACCCUUAAAGAAGUGCAGAGCCUUAAGGAAGUUGUAAACAAGAUGAAGAAAUCCUGCCAAGACUGCAAGCUGCAGGCAGACGACAACCAAGAAAGAGAGAGUAAUGAGUUCCUGCCACCUGCCACAGAUGGUCCAACAGACCAGGGCAAAGUACAAGAUAACAGAGUCAAGGAAUUACAGAGCAAGGUUUCCAAACUCUCAGCCAGUCUGAAGAAUGCAAAGAACCAAAUUAAUUCCUUACAGGGUCGGCUGGAGCAGAUAAACCUGAUAAACAUGAACAAUGUGGAAAACUACGUUGACGACAGAAUAGCCAAUCUCACAUUUGCUGUGAACACUUUGGGAGAUAAAUGCUCUUCAAACUGUCCGGCCACACAGCCAAAUCCAGUUAUGCAUCUUCUUCAAGGAGACUGUUCCAAUUAUUUUGCAGCAGGGAAACGGCAUAAUGGAAUUUACAAAAUCAUUCCCGAUCCCAGAAAUGGGAGCUUUGACGUGUAUUGUGAAAUGGAAUCAAUGGGAGGUGGAUGGACAGUAAUCCAGAUGCGUCAGGAUGGCAGCGUUAACUUUAACAGAACAUGGAAGGAAUAUAAGAAUGGCUUUGGAAACCUCAGUAGAGAAUUCUGGCUGGGAAAUGACAAAAUUCACCUUCUGACCAAAAGCAAGGAUAUGCAGUUGAGAAUUGAGCUCGAAGAUUUCAAUGGAAUUAGAGAAUAUGCAAAAUAUGACCAGUUUUAUGUAGCCAAUGAGUUUCUCAAAUACCGUCUAAGCAUUGGCAGCUUCAGCGGCACAGCGGGUGACGCUCUGCACUUCAACAAACAUUACAACCACGAUCAAAAGUUCUUCACCACCCCGGAUAAAGACAACGACCGGUAUCCAUCUGGCAACUGUGGGGCAUACUACAGCUCUGGAUGGUGGUUUGAUGCAUGUUUGGCUGCCAACCUAAAUGGCAAAUAUUAUCAUAAAAAAUACAAAGGUGUUCGCAAUGGGAUUUUCUGGGGCACUUGGCCAGGAGCUUCCGAUGAUAAUAUAAAUAGUUACCGAAUACCUUUUAAAAAGGUUAAAAUGAUGAUCAGACCCAAAAACUAUGCUCCAUGAAUAAAUUUGAAAACCCAGUACUGGCACUUUUCCCCUCAGUAGUUGGGUAACUGGGGUGUAUUUUUCAUGUUCAAAUUUUGAAUGUACAGGCAUCAAUUUCUACUUUUUUAAAAACAAAAAAGGCUAAAAUCCCUGGUGACAUAUGCAAAUAUAACUUCUGGUUACAACCUGUGCACACACACAUAUAUGUAUGUAUAUGUAUUUGGAUAUCGUGGAAGGACGUACAGUGUACCUCCUUCUACAAUACUUCUCAGCUACUGAAUGGCUGCUAGGAAUGCCUAGUCGGACUCCGAUUGCUAUCAUGUACCCAGGAAAGAAAAUUUCUUUGACAUUAAGCACCAUAAAUAUUUUAAUCUGGGCUCUGCUAAAUGUUACUGAAGUUACAUUUCUGAUUACCUUUCUACUUCAUAUAUAACAUUAAUGUAAUAUUAAGCCUCUUAGAACUAUUAAUAAAGCAAAUUGACUGGA
Molecule: messenger RNA, 1891 nt
Organism: Anolis sagrei ordinatus
Lineage: Eukaryota; Metazoa; Chordata; Lepidosauria; Squamata; Anolidae
Gene: FGL2
Product: fibrinogen like 2
Source: RefSeq, a predicted model, not a curated record